Messenger RNA from Dalotia coriaria, 3621 nucleotides. It is a transcript of the gene mus201, whose product is annotated as rad2 superfamily protein mus201. NCBI's taxonomy places the organism in Eukaryota, Metazoa, Arthropoda, Insecta, Coleoptera, Staphylinidae. The transcript is spliced from 5 exons. Gene Ontology annotation, biological process: nucleotide-excision repair. The record is from RefSeq and is a predicted model, not a curated record. Gene Ontology annotation, molecular function: single-stranded DNA binding; DNA endonuclease activity. Gene Ontology annotation, cellular component: nucleus. The coding region runs from base 36 to 3566 and encodes 1176 amino acids.
UUAACAGUGAACGCGCGCCUGCGCAUACGUUUAACAUGGGCGUUCAUGGUUUGUGGAAGCUGAUAGAACCUUCAGGAAAAGUUGUCCCGUUGGAUACUCUGGAAGGAAAGGUUUUGGCUGUCGAUGUAUCAAUAUGGUUGCACCAAGCAAUAAAGGGCUACCAAGAUUCAAAAGGAUCACCAAUGCCAAAUGCUCAUUUACUUACCGUGUACAAUAGAGUGUGCAAACUUUUAUAUUUUCGAAUUAAACCAGUAUUUGUUUUUGAUGGUGGUGUACCAGCUCUAAAGAGAGAAACAAUUGCUAAGAGAAACCAACUAAAAUCAAAAAAUCAAUCUGAAGCCAACAAAAUCCAAAAGCAAUUAAUCAACACUCUUUUAAAACAUUCAGCUGUUACAAAAGUACUCUCAGAGAAAACAAAAGCUGAAUUAGGUUCACAAGCAAGAAAAAUAACCACCACAAAAAAUGAUACUGAUGAUGAUUUAUUUGUUCUACCUCCCUCACAAACCACAUACGAAUCUUCAGAUUCCUAUGAUGAAUCAUAUGAUGAAACAAGUGGUACAUCAGACUCCAGUCCGACGAAAUAUUUCAACAUUCAUGAUGUGGAUGAAAAGUCUAUACAAUUUAGAAAUUUACCGGCGGAUGUGCGUCAUGAAAUCUUAACAGAUUUGAAAGAAACGCGUAAACAGAAUUCAUGGGGUAGAAUUCAUGAACUUCCUAAACAGUCGGAUGAUUUUGCAACGUAUCAAAUGAAACGUUUGUUAAAACGAUUCUCGAUUCAAUCUUGCUUGGAAGAAGCAGAGAAAGAAAUGGGCGGUGCAACUCUAUCUCUCAAUGAAUUGGAAUCUUUGUUGAAUGACCACGGUGUUAUUACGGAAAAUAAGGGUAAUAGAAUUGCAAGCGAUGAAAAUACUAGAUAUCUGUAUAUUAAAGAUGUAAAAAAAACUUUGGAAAGUACCAAAAUAAAGGAGUUGAAAGAUAUCGAAAAGAAUAAACUGCAAGAUGAAACGUCAGAGGCUGCCUUCAAACAAGAUUUGGAAACUGCUAUUCAGUUAUCAACUAUUACAGAGGAAGGUGAACAAGAGGCCACAACUUUAUCUAAUGUGGAAAAAUCUAUUCUAAGUGAAGAAACUAGUUUAGGAGAACACAAUGAAAGUAAAGAUGCCGAAUUGGACCGUGAUUUGGAAGCAGCUAUUCAAUUAUCAUUACAAUCUGAAGAUAAACCUUCCGUUGAACUUUCAAAAUCAACUGAAGACUUAUCAGGUGAUAUUGAUUUUCAAAAGGAUUUGGCAGCUGCAAUUAAAUUGUCUUUGCAAGAAACACCGUCAACAUCCUCAUCAGUAAACGAAAUUAUUUUGCCAUCGACUUCUCAACAAUCUCCAAGAUCUCAAGAAGUGGUAUGUGAUGAAAUUAGCUCUAGUGAUACAACACCAAUGUCGUCUCAAGAUAUGUUGAAUCCAGAUUUGGAAUUCUCGAAUUAUUUGGAGACUUUACGAGACUCUGAUUUUAACUCAUCAGAUGAUGAAGUCAAGCUUGAUGAUAGUCUUAAAGAGGGACAGAAAGCAGCGGAUAAAAUAUUUUCAGCCGCACGGAACUACAUGAUGGAGUAUGGAGGAUUAACACAAGCUGGUGUUGAAGAAAUAUUUGGUCAGAAUGAACAACUAAAUACAAGACCGAAAAUCAAAGGAAAAUCUGUUAAAUUUCAUUCAAAUCUUAUAGCGGUUGCUCAAGGAAAAGAAACAUGCGUUCAAACAAUUGAACCUGUUUGUACAACCGAAAAUGCUAAGAUUCCGGACAAAGAAAUUGAUGUUGGAGUUAUGUCACAUUCAGAUACAAGUUCGGAUGACGAUUUUGUUGAAGUAGCUGCUGAAAACGCUGAUGUUGCUGAUGAUUUAAAAGAUAGUAAGUCGGAAACAAAGUCGAUAUUACCAGGAUUACAAAUAGAGUUUAAUACUAAGGACGACUUGGUUGAUGAUAUAUUCAGUGAUAUCUUUGCUACUGAACCUUCAGUCACUAAAAAUAUUGUAUCUUCUGAAAAGCCUCCUGAAGCUGAAUUAUCAUUGUCGCAAAAAUCUGAUGUUAAUACGUCGCAAAAAUCUGAUGUCAAUACAUCAGUAGAUGUAGAUACUACAAUUGAUGAUUUUGAUACUCAAAAGGCAAUUGAGGAAUCAAUCAACUCCAAUGUUGAACAGAAUAUACCAGAAAAAUGUAGUACAUCAACUUUAUUACAGGAAUUAGUUCCACGUACAUCUUCAUCAGUAUCAGGAAAUGUUAGUGUUGAGUCUUUACUAAAAUUGAAAAGUACUUUGAAUCAAGCUUCUGUACAACUAAGGGCUAAUCGUGGAACCCAAGAGCGUCUAGCGGGAAAUAUAUCAGAUCAAAUGUAUCAAGAAACGCAAGAUUUAUUAACCUUGUUUGGAAUUCCUUACAUCAUCGCACCGAUGGAGGCGGAAGCACAAUGUGCCUUUUUGAACGAGAUUAGUUUGACUGAUGGAACAAUCACUGACGAUAGUGAUAUUUGGUUGUUUGGAGGUAAAACAGUUUACAAGAACUUUUUCAAUCAUGACAAACAAGUCUUGGAGUUUAGGUCUGAGAGUAUUCAACAUCAUUUCAAAUUAAAUCGUCAUCAAUUAAUUUCGUUGGCAAUGCUCGUGGGUAGUGAUUAUACAACAGGAAUUCAAGGAAUCGGCCCUGUUACAGCUCUUGAAGUUCUUGCAGCAUUCCCAUCUAAGAGUGAUUUUGAAAUAAUUUCAUCGUUAGAACAGUUUCGUGAUUGGUUGAAAACCGGAAAGAAAGCGUACGGACGUGGCAAAGCUUUCCUUAGAAAUAAAUUGAGGAAUAUUGAGUUACACGAUGGUUUUCCUUCUUCAAGUGUUUUAAAAGCGUAUCUUGAGCCUACUGUAGAAACUUCGAAGGAUACGUUUACAUGGGGCAAGCCGCGUGUUGAGGCGUUAAUAAAUUACACCAGAGAUAAAUUCGGGUGGAAUGCAAAGAAGGUGACAGAUACUUUGGACCCUGUUUUGAAGCGUUUAAAUGGCAAUACUUCUCAGAAAAGAAUUCAAGAUUACUUCAAAACUGUCUACAAAGCACCCUUGAAUACUUCAGUUGAUAUUCAACAAAAGUUGAGUAAACGCGUGCAAAAAGCAUUGGGAAAUAUUGGCCAAGAAGUUGUUCCAUCUUCAAGUGAUGAAGAUAUGACUGGGAUAAAAGAUGCCGAUGAAUUAGAGGCAUUAGGAGUAUUGAAAAAAACCAAAAAGUUGUCUAAACAAAAGAAUAAAGCCAUACAGCAAGAGGUGGACACUAAAUUGGAACUUUUAAAUAAAAACAGUUUGGAAACUAAGCCGGGUAGAGAGGAACUUGUGGUGAAGAAGCCACGAUUGGCGAAUUUACAUCGAAAAGAAGUUAUUCCUCAACGUGAAUUGGCUAAAACAAAUCAACUUCAGAACAAAAUGAAAGCAAUUGAAAUGUUUAGAAAGUCAAGAAAAGGUCCUGGUUUUGUUAAGAAACGCACCAAAGUUACGAGAAAACCCAAAGAAGAUGCAGAACUAUCAGAAAGUGAUAGUGAUUAAUUAAUAUUGUCAGUAUUAUGUUGUUAUUUUGUGUAUUUAUAAAUUUUUAAUAUGA